ACAACAACACAACGAUCAUCGCCAUCUUAGUCAGCGCGGACAUUCGGUGCCUGACAUGCAAAAUUGAACGCCGGGGUCCGUCGGCGUCCGUUCUCUUCUUCCGCUCCGCGGAGUCGCGACCAUCGUCUCAGAGCCGCCGCAGAAGAACGGGACGACGCCGCACGAUGGAUUCCUAUCAGCGGGCAACCACGUCCUACAGAUCGUGUGACUCACCCCGAGCUCAGCCUCAAGGAGUGGACGUCAACUACCUUCGGCAGGUUUUCUACAAAGUCGACAAGGACCGCAGUGGCCGCAUAGACGCCAACGAGCUGCAGCAAUGCCUGUCCAACGGCACCUGGAAGCCAUUCAACCCCGACACGGUGCGCAUGAUGAUAAACAUAUUCGACCGCAGCCGUUCGGGCACGGUGAGCUUCGACGACUUCGUGUCUCUGUGGAAAUACAUCAACGACUGGCUCCGGUGCUUCCAAGACUUCGACAAGGACGGCUCGGGUUCCAUCGACAGGAACGAACUCCGCGACGCGCUAGCCAGCUUCGGCUACCGUCUGAGCGGGGAAGCGGUGGAUCUUCUCGCCCAGAAGUACGAUCGGGAAAAGAAGGGAUCCAUCAACUUCGACGACUACAUCCUCUGUUGCGUCACGCUGCAGAUCUUCACGAGCGCCUUCAAGAGUUACGACACCGAUCUGGACGGCUACAUCACGAUAAGCUACGAAAACUUCUUGAAGCUCGGACUCAGCGUUUUUGUGUUGUCGUGAGCACGGUUCCAUCUUGUUCGUCGAGACGUGCUAAAAAUUUGCGACUGACUUUGCGGCGAUGUGUGGGCGUGGUCUCUCCCGUAGACCUUCGAGGCCGAGCAAGAUUUCUUAGUGUAAGUUGUAUAAUAAGCACAUUUCCCUGCUGUCAUUUAGUAAUCUGCUGACCACCCAAAAGAGAACGUUUCAAAUGGUCCAAAAGUGAUACUUUCACGUGGACCGAAAUCUCGCAGACGUGAUCCUUACUUUCAAGUUAGUGGCUCCGGCCAAAAGCUGCUCAGUGCAAGCCCUCAAAAUUAAAGAAUUUGAGUAUUCUGAACUAAACCAGCGUCUAAAUAGUCGUGUAAAAUAGGUCUUCCUUUACAUUUUCUGUCAUGGACGAGUGCAAAUAUGUACUAGGCCGUUACACCUUGUUCACGUCUCCUUCGCUACUCUAUCUACCCUUUACAAAACAACACGCAUUUAACAAUUCAUUGUCUCAUUAUGCUGCUUUCCGUGUAUUUUUGAGUUAGCGUUUGCUAUUAUGUUAUUGAAUGAUGUGGUAGGAGAAAGCCUUUUGUGGUUCUUCCUUAUCUCAUUUUGCCAUAAUGAUAGGUGUCUAUUCCAUUUUAGUAGCGAACGACAUCAAACUUAAUUUAUCAUAACCAAAACGACGAAAACCGAGUGCUGAAGUCAGCCUUUGUUUUAUGUAUUGGCUUCAUCCUGGCAGUUACUCAAUCACCUGGUAGUUCGCCAUCGCGUUAAGAUCUGUAGAACAAAACAUACAAUUACUUGGAGACCCAUUCUACAUAUCAUUUUAAAGAAGCAUUAGGGUGCCUACAGGCCCACGCAAUUCUUCUUUUUUUUUUGCGUGUGAAGUUUUAGUACCAUGUUUAAUAUACCCCGCUCUAGGAUAACUACAUCUGGCCUGGGGUUAAGGAGACAUUAAACGUUAGUGACAUACCACUGGGUCUAGUGUAAACAGAUUUGAUGUUUUCAUUAAAAAAGUUCCCCAUUGACUCUGGA
Molecule: messenger RNA, 1754 nt
Organism: Dermacentor andersoni
Lineage: Eukaryota; Metazoa; Arthropoda; Arachnida; Ixodida; Ixodidae
Source: RefSeq, a predicted model, not a curated record